AAAAAGGAGAAAAAAAAAAGAAGAAAAAAGAGAUGAAGAGUUGCUCCGAGGAACGAGAGAGAAAACUGUGACAGAACUGUGCGAGAUGUGUGCUUGAGAAAAGUUAGAAACGAUACACGAAUCUAUGGCUUGCGACCCGGGGCGCAAUAUCGGAUCCCGUACGCUCCUUACUGGCAAACGAGGACUACUGGCUGCACCGCCACUCUUGAUUUUGACAAGCUUUACUUUUGUGCGAGCUUAGUUACCCAACUAACCGGCCCGCCGCUUCUGCUAUUCUGGCCCCAUUUCGAAUUGGCAUACCGUGUGUAUUGUUCUGGUUCGACCUGCACUCAUUUCUCUGGCAUUUGCGGUCUCCCUACCUUUCCUACAUAGAUAAGAUUAACGUCAGUCCACGAAACUAAAUAUCACCAAUUCCAAGCAGUUCUUUUACAGAAUAGUCUUGUCUUUUUAAAGUUCUUCCUUUAAACGACGAAUAAAUUGUUAUCCAGGAGUCAAGAAACUGUUGUCGGAUGUUGAAUAUACAGAAUUAAAUAUACAACGUUAUGAUACGAUAUCAUCUUGAGACAAAUGUAUUGAAUUGAAACAAAAGAAGAGAAAGAAAAUGUAGGGUAGUCCAUCCAGGUUUCAUUCACCGUGAAUUACAGAGGGGAAUGAAACGAAGAAAAAUUUAGGAUCGGGCCAUCGCAUACUCACAUAGGUUUCGUAAAAGUUGCUUAUCGAAAAUUUAAGGGACAUCUUCGAUCGUCAAUUUUUCGGAACUUUCAAACCGCAGCUUUUCUCUCUCUUUCGCUGAACGACGUCCGCGGAAUGCCACUCGGAAGCAGCUGCUCUUCCCAAUAGUAGCUUUCGAUCUAAUUACUUUGACUGCACUGUGAUUAAUGAGACUACAUUAGGAGUGUAAGAGAAAUAGUAAAAGAGAGUACACAAAAUAAACCGAGAGGAAGAGAUUCUACUGACUCAUUUAUCUCGAUUUACACGAACCGAUGAAAGCAGAAGAAUCGAAGUGACAUCGCAUGAGUACAUCAACAUCAUGCUAAGUAUAUUAGCUUGUCCGUCACUUGCUAAUAAACAAGUCGAGUACGUACUAUAUAGAAAGAAAAUUUUAAAAAUAACUCCACUGUUGAUCUACAUAAACGACAAAGCAAUUAAAUAAUUAAAUGAAAAUUCAUUGGACUAUAAGAUAUACAAAUUUAAUGUACAUACGUAUACAUUGUCUUAUAUACAAUUUUUUCAAACAGAGAUAUUCAAAGGAAUGUAACAUCUUUAUUUAUGAGUAUUCUUCGCUAAUGGCUCUACUAAUCACCAUUCGCCGAAUUUCACUGGUACCAGCGCCAAUUUCGUACAAUUUAGCGUCUCUUAAAAACCUUCCAGUAGGAUAAUCAUUUAUAUAACCAUUCCCACCAAGUAUCUGAAUUGCAUCCAACGCAGCUUUGGUAGCGCACUCGGCUACGUAAAGUAUCACCGCAGCACAAUCUUUUCGACUUACAUAUCCUGCGUCGCAAGACCUAGUUACUGAAUACAAGUAACUUCUGCAAACGUUUAGACUUGUAUACAUAUUUGCUAUUUUCUCGAACUUUGCAAUCUUGAAAUACAAGUUCACCAGUGUUGGAACCUCGCAUGCCUAGUUUAUCCAAUUUCUGUGCGACACUGAAACCUUCGAAAUCUCGUUCUACGAUAAACGCCGUGAUACCGUGUUGCGGUUUAGCCGCGUUUCGAUCCGUUUUCGCAUAAACGACGAGAGUAUCAGCAUCGGGGCCAUUCGUGAUCCAAAAUUUGUGACCGUUUAAAAUAUAAUAGUCGCCUUUCCUUUCGGCUCGCAGUCUCAUAGAAAGCACGUCAGAUCCAGAUGUCGACUCUGACAUUGCAAGCGCCCCGAUAUGUUCUCCACUACACAACUUUGGUAGAUAUUUGUGCUUUUGUUCUUCAGUUCCAUUUCUGUGAAUUUGAUUAACGCACAAAUUUGAAUGGGCGCCGUAGCUGAGGCCUAUAGCUCCUGACGCCCUGCUUAAUUCCUCUAUGACGAUAACGUUAUCUAAGUACGUGCCACCUGUGCCACCGUAUUCGGAUUUCGCGGUUAUUCCUAACAAACCUAGCUUGCCGAGUUCUCUCCAAAAUUUCUUUCUGUUGUUCGUUUAAUCCGAAAAUAUUGUCGUCUAUUUUAUAAUAUUUCGAAGAAUAUCGUACAUUAAACUUAUUGUUUGGUUUUAAGAGUUUCCACGAGAAAAAUCUCGUAAAUUUAUUAGUAUAAAAUUCCAUGUUCCUAGAAUUGUUUUAUAUAUUUCAAAAUUACACAUACGAUACAAAACGCAGCUGCAGCGAUAUAUCUAGGAUAAUUAUCUUACUUUUAAUCAGAAAAAUGUGUUAGUGUUAGUGUAUAGAGAUGACCAUACUUGUUGUAUUUUGAAUAAAUAGAACUAAGUAUUUGGCAAAUUUCUAUUUAAAUAUUUCAUAUUAUAAAUUUAAUAUCAACGAAAUAUUUAUAUAAAUUUUUUAAUAAUCUAUCAACAGAACAUUUAUAUAAACUAUAUGUAUUUACCAAACAGGACAAUAUACAAUAUAUACACGUGGUAUGUACCAUGCAUUGUGUGUACAGUUAUAUUAAGCGUUGGUGCAUGGUUGUGUAUACCUAAAUAUUUAGUAUCGUAUAGAUAUUGUAUUUAUUAUCAUAUUAUUAACGUUACGACGAAAAUGUUUCGAUGAAGUAUAGGUUAGAAAAGGGUAGUAGUUUUAUUAUAUUUUGAACAAUCUAUUUCAACUGUUAUAUUAUAAUUUCCAUAAGUAGAAAGAUGGGGGAAAUGCAAGUUAAUAUUAAAUCGGAAACAAAAUAUAAUAAAGUGGUAAAACACAUCCAGGACAAAUGGAAACUUGUACCUGCCUUUCUCAAGGGAAGAGGUUUAGUUAAGCAACAUAUUGACUCAUUUAAUUAUUUUAUAAACGUAGAAAUUAAAAAAAUUGUAAAGGCAAAUGAGAAAGUGCUCAGUGACGCUGAUCCUUUAUUUUAUAUAAAAUAUUUGAACAUUCACGUUGGCAUACCAGAUGUUGAGGAAGGUUUUAAUGUAACACGUUCUAUUACUCCACAUGAAUGUCGUUUGAGAGAUUUAAAUUACUCUGCUCCAAUUACAGUUGAUAUUGAAUAUAUAAGAGGUCACCAACCAAUAAUCAAAAAUAAUUUAUUGAUUGGCAGAAUGCCUAUUAUGUUAAGAAGUUCAAACUGUGUAUUAACCGGCAAGUCGCAUUUUGAAUUGGCAAAAAUGAAUGAAUGUCCUCAUGAUCCUGGCGGUUAUUUUAUAGUGAACGGCCAAGAAAAAGUAAUUCUGAUACAAGAACAAAUGCUUAGAAAUAGAAUUAUUCUAGAGGAUGAUAUUAAAGGAUGUAUUAUAGCAUCUUGUAAUAGCUCUACUCAUGAAAGGAAAACCAAAACUAACAUUGUAGGAAAAGGUGGGAAGUAUUACAUGAGACACAACAUUUUUGUUGAUGAUAUACCAGUGACAAUAAUAUUUAAAGCAAUGGGAAUUGUUAGUGAUCAAGAAAUUAUGCAACUUAUUGGCACAGAAGAAGAAUUUAUGAAAAAGUUUGCGCCCAGUUUAGAAGAAUGCCAUACUUUGAAUAUAUUUGCUCAAAAUCAAGCAUUAAGAUUUCUUAGCAGUAAAAGAAAACAGAAAAGAUAUUCAUUCAUAAAAUCUAGCAUUACGGAUGAAAUGAAGGAUAUAUUGGCAACCAAUAUUUUGUCUCAUGUUCCUGUCGUAGACUUUAAUUUUAAAAUGAAAGCAACUUAUGCUGCUUUAAUGGUUCGUAAAGUUAUGAAAGCAGAAUCUGAUGAGAAACUUGUAGAUGAUAGAGAUUACUACGGUAAUAAACGAUUGGAAUUGGCUGGUUCUUUGUUGUCUUUAAUGUUUGAAGAUUUAUUUAAAAGAUUUAAUUGGGAGUUAAAGCAAAUAGCUGAUAAAAACAUACCAAAAAUUAAAGCUGCACAAUUUGAUAUUGUAAAACAUAUGAGACAGGAUCAGAUUACUAAUGGAUUGGCUUUUGCCAUAUCAUCUGGCAAUUGGACGAUUAAACGAUUUAAAAUGGAAAGGCACGGGGUUACUCAAGUUUUAUCCAGACUUUCUUAUAUUUCGGCACUCGGUAUGAUGACACGAGUUAACUCACAAUUUGAAAAAACUAGGAAAGUAUCUGGACCUCGAUCUUUGCAACCAUCGCAAUGGGGAAUGUUGUGUCCUAGCGAUACUCCUGAAGGAGAAGGUUGUGGUUUAGUUAAAAAUUUAGCUCUCAUGACUCAUAUUACCACAGAAAUUGAUGAAGAACCAAUCGUUAGAUUGGCUUUCAACUUGGGAGUUGAAAACGUUAAUAUACUUGGUGGAGAAGAAAUAAAUAAUAAAAAUGUUUAUAUGGUGUUCAUAAAUGGUAAUAUCCUGGGUAUAAUCAGAAAUUAUCAGAGACUAGUAAAAAUCUUUAGGUCAUUGCGAAGAAGAGGUCUGAUAAAUGGCUUUGUCUCUAUAUAUACACAACAUCAACAUAGAUGCGUUCAAAUUAGUUCUGACGGAGGACGAUUGUGUAGACCAUACAUUAUUGUAGAGAAUGGUAAUUCAUGUCUACAAGAAAAACACAUAAAACUACUUGAACAAGGAGUACAAAGCCUUGAAGACUUUUUACAAGAUGGUUUGAUCGAGUAUUUGGAUGUGAAUGAAGAAAAUGACAGUUCCAUUGCAUUCAAUGAAUCUCAUAUUAAUGGAAAAACGACGCAUUUAGAAAUUGAGCCGUUUACAUUACUUGGAGUUUGUGCUGGUCUAGUACCGUAUCCACAUCAUAACCAGAGCCCAAGAAAUACCUACCAAUGUGCUAUGGGGAAGCAAGCAAUGGGAACUAUUGGUUACAAUCAGCGUAAUCGUAUCGAUACAUUAAUGUACAAUUUGGUUUACCCUCAGACGCCUAUGGUUAAAUCCCGAACGAUAGAACUGAUAAACUUUGAUAAACUACCUGCUGGUCAAAAUGCAAUAGUAGCCGUCAUGUCUUAUAGUGGUUACGAUAUUGAGGAUGCUCUUAUCUUAAAUAAAGCUUCAAUUGACAGAGGAUUUGGAAGGUGUUUAGUAUAUAGAAAUGCAAAAUGUACGUUAAAGAGAUACGCAAAUCAGACGUAUGAUCGGAUAAUGGGCCCAUUAAUUGAUUCUACUACCAAAAAACCUGUUUGGAAACAUGACGUAAUCGACAGUGAUGGAAUUGCUGCACCCGGAGAACUGUUGGAGAAUAGAAAGGUAAUGGUAAAUAAAUCAUCACCGGCCGCAAAUAUAGGUCCAGUGAAUGCCGGUAAUGUUCAGAAGCAAACGGAAUACAAAGAUGUUCCAGUAGUUUUCAAAGGACCUGUUCCUGCUUAUGUUGAGAAGGUUAUGAUUUCCAGCAACUCAGAAGACGCGUUUUUAAUUAAAUUGUUGUUACGACAAACUCGGAGACCUGAAAUAGGUGAUAAGUUUAGUAGUCGGCAUGGACAGAAGGGUAUAACUGGAUUGAUCGUGGAUCAAGAAGAUAUGCCAUUUAAUGAUCAUGGAAUAUGUCCUGAUAUGAUUAUGAAUCCACAUGGUUUUCCUUCACGUAUGACUGUUGGUAAAUUAAUGGAAUUGCUUGCUGGUAAAGCUGGUGUUAUAAAAGGAGAAUAUCAUUAUGGCACAGCAUUUGGUGGUUCAAAAGUUGAAGAUGUUUGUCAAGAACUGGUGAAGCACGGUUAUAAUUACUUGGGCAAAGACUUCUUCUAUUCCGGCAUUACAGGAGAGCCAUUACAAGCAUAUAUUUAUUCUGGACCGGUAUAUUAUCAAAAAUUGAAACAUAUGGUGCAAGAUAAAAUGCAUGCUCGUGCUCGAGGACCGAGGGCUGUGUUAACGCGUCAACCAACAGAAGGUCGGGCUAAAGAAGGUGGUUUAAGAUUAGGUGAAAUGGAACGAGACUGUCUAAUUGGAUAUGGUGCUAGUAUGAUGUUGAUAGAGAGGCUUAUGAUAUCGAGUGAUGCAUUCGAUGUCGAUGUAUGUAACAAAUGUGGUUUGAUGGCAUAUAGUGGUUGGUGUCACAGUUGUCGUUCUAGUUCAUGUGUUUCUACGAUUUCUAUGCCAUAUGCCUGCAAACUACUGUUCCAAGAACUUCAGUCAAUGAACAUUGUACCUCGUUUAACAUUAAAAAAUUAUUGCGAUUAAUUUGAAAUAAGUUUAUUGAUUCGUAUAUAAAUUUGUAUAUAGUAUUUUGUGUGCGUGUAAGAAAAGUGUAUUUAUUAAUUUCUUUAACUGAUUCAUAAAAAGUAUUUUUUAUUUCAUAGGCUUUCGUAAAUUAA
Heterotrigona itama is the source of this 6313-nucleotide messenger RNA. NCBI's taxonomy places the organism in Eukaryota, Metazoa, Arthropoda, Insecta, Hymenoptera, Apidae. The record is from the annotation of a GenBank genome assembly.